CCUUCCACAAUGAAAUCCCUAAUUGUUCUAAAUCUGAUUGUGGCCACGGUCUCGGCUGGCAUUGUGCCACCAAUUCACGAACGUCUUCCUGCCAUUCCAGUAAUGCCCCUGCCAGAAUUUGAGGGACGCAUUACCAAUGGUGAAUUGGCCAGGGCUGGCCAGUUUCCCUAUCAGGUGGGACUGAGUUUGGCCUUUGGCGAAGAUACUUUCUGGUGUGGCGGUACUUUGAUUUCGAAUCGUUGGAUUUUAACGGCUGCCCAUUGUACAGAUGGCGCUGAUGGUGUCACAAUUUACUUGGGCGCCAUUGAUGUUCGCAACCACAAUGAAAAGGGUCAACAACGGAUCUACUCCUCCAAAUCGUACAUUAUUGUUCACGAACAAUGGAAUGGUCAGACAAUGGCCAAUGACAUCUCCCUCAUCAAAAUGCCAGUAAUUAUUGAGUUCAAUGAUCGCAUCCAACCGGCAGUUUUACCCAAGAAGAAUGGUCAAUAUUCGUCAUAUGAAGGAGAAUUGGUUUGGGCCUCCGGCUGGGGUAGAGACAGUGAUGAAGCCUCAUCUAUUUCUCAAUUCUUGCGUUACAUUGAGGUACCCGUCAUGAAGCAGAGUACCUGCAAUACCUAUUAUUUGGGAUCGAUUAGCGAAAAGAUGAUUUGCAUCAGUACCAAGGGUAAGAAGUCCACCUUAUCCCCCGCUUACAAAAUGGCAAAGUGUAACCCCUUAUGGUAUCACUUACUGGCCCUCUACUGUGUAAUGGGUCUGGGGAGAACUAGCCUAGCCCUGGAUUGGAAUAAAGUGAAACCCAUGUAUUUGGUGGCCAUGAAUCCGAAACCCACCAACUCGGCCAUGCACGAUGCCAACGAUGAUGAACCGUUGGUCCUGAAUCUAGAAACCGAACCCAUGCCCGAUAAUGACAUUACCAAAGAAGCCAUGAAUCGUAUAUUUGGUGGCAAUGAAGCGGAUAAAUCCAGUUUUCCCUAUCAAAUUGGUUUCCUGCUACAGAGACCCAAGGGUCUUUAUUGGUGUGGAGGAUCCUUGAUAUCCCAUGAAUUUGUCCUGACGGCGGCCCAUUGUGUGGAUAUGGCCUCCCGUGCUUUGGUGUUUCUGGGCGCCCACGACAUCAAGAAUCCCGAUGAACCUGGCCAAAUACGCAUGAUGGUCUAUCACCGUGAUUUCUAUAUAUUUCCCACAUGGAAUCCUCGCAAGCUCAAGGAUGACAUUGCCAUAGUGCAUUUGCCGAAAUCGAUAAGUUAUAAUGAUUAUAGCUUCUGCCGGAUUUAA
Molecule: messenger RNA, 1278 nt
Organism: Musca domestica (house fly)
Lineage: Eukaryota; Metazoa; Arthropoda; Insecta; Diptera; Muscidae
Product: chymotrypsin BI-like
Exons: 4
Coding region: 10-1278 (422 amino acids)
Biological process (GO): proteolysis
Molecular function (GO): serine-type endopeptidase activity
Source: RefSeq, a predicted model, not a curated record